Molecule: messenger RNA, 4493 nt
Organism: Nerophis lumbriciformis (worm pipefish)
Lineage: Eukaryota; Metazoa; Chordata; Actinopteri; Syngnathiformes; Syngnathidae
Source: RefSeq, a predicted model, not a curated record
GCAGCGCGCGCAGGUGAGGCCAGUAGAACUGGAUUGACAGGUUUUGUGUGUUUUUUUUGGCCCCCAAAGAUUUAAAACUCACAAGGAACUUGGCGAAGGUUUUCAUUUUUUUCUCCCUCAAGUAAACUGGGCGGAACUUUUCUGCUCAUAAACUCCACCACACAAACAAAGAUCCAAAAGGAAGGACGGAAGGAAGGAAACAAGGAAUCUUGACAAGUAGUCUCGCUGUCGUCUGGAAUCCUAAAGUACUUUUUUAAACGACACGUCAUGGAUCGGUACGGAGACCUGAACUUGGAGUGUGAUGGAGGAGACGUCGCCGAAAAAGGAGGCAUGUUCAAGGGAAGGUUCAAGAAGACUCCUAAAUCGUCCAAGGAAGCGCAACCACAACAAGUGACGCUCUUGCAGCAAAAUCAAGACAUUUCAUCUAGUAACGACAGCUUGGACGGCAAAUCUUCCAAGGAGAAGAAGGAGAAGUUAGAAGGCUCCAAAGAAAACCUUGCAGAGAAACACAAAUCCAAACAGAGUGGCUUCAGUGCUUUGAUGAACACCUUCUCCUUUGACAAGCAGGAGAAGGAAAAUACAGACGCUGAUGUAGAGGAGACAUUGGACAAUGCAGAGAACCAGGCCAGCUACAAACAGAGCAAACUAGCAGGAGCGAUGUCCAAACUAAAUAUAUUUAAAAAUGAAAAUAAAGAGAAGCAGAGUGACUUUAGCGAUGAGGACACGGCCGCGAGCAGUGACAAGACAUCCUCUCACAAACAGGUGACGCUCUUGCAGCAAAAUCAAGACGUUUCAGCUAGUAACGACAGCUUAGAUGGCAAAUCUUCCAAGGACAAAUCAAGCGUGUUGGGUGGGAUUUUUAAACGACCUUACAAAAAGGGACACGCCCGCAGGCCCUCGCAGGAUCUUCUGGAUAUUGAUUUUUCUGCUAGCAACAACAAUGACAAUGAGAGCACCAAGGACAAUUUGACAGAGGACAAUGAAGUAUCUGCCAACAGCGACAGUCUUACAGAGAAGACAGCAAAGGACAAAUCAAGCGUGUUCGGUGGGAUUUUUAAACGACCUUACAAAAAGGGACACGCCCGCAGGCCCUCGCAGGAUCUUCUGGAUAUUGAUUUUUCUGCUAGCAACAACAAUGACAAUGAGAGCACCAAGGAGUCAGCAGACAUGUUCAAAAAGUCACCAAAGCCUUUAAAAGAAAAGACUAAAUCUCAAGAUCUUCUGGAUAUUGAUUUUUCUGCUAGCAACAACAAUGACAAUGAGAGCACCAAGGAGUCAGCAGACAUGUUCAAAAAGUCACCAAAGCCUUUAAAAGAAAAGACUAAAUCUCAAUAUCGUGAAAAAGAGAAGUUAGAAGGCUCCAAAGAAAACCUUGCAGAGAAACACAAAUCCAAACAGAGUGGCUUCAGUGCUUUGAUAAACACCUUCUCCUUUGACAACCAGGGAAAGGACAAUACAGACGCUGAUGUAGAGGAGACAUUGGACAAUGCAGAGAACCAGGCCAGCCACAAACAGAGCAAGCUAGCAGGAGUGAUGGCCAAACUGAAUCCCUUUAAAAAUGAAAAUAAAGAGAAGCAGAGUGACUCCAGCGAUGAGGACACGGCCACGAGCAGUGACAAGACAUCCUCUCACAAACAGAAAGAGACAAAAGACACAGACACACUCAAAGAAGCUGAGAAACAAAUGGAGGGUAAACCGAAAGCUCUCAAAAACAACGUGGACAGAGAGAGGAACCAGAGAAGUGAAAUUCCGCCAGUUCCACCUCGACUCACUCCGAAGGAGAAGAGCGGCACACCAGUGCAGGACAAAGUGAAGACAAAAGCAUCUGAGGGCGCUCAGGAGGAGAAGUUAUCAGGCUCCAAAGAAAACCUCACAGACAAACCUAAAGUCAGACAGAAGGGCUUCAGUGCCAUGAUGAAGAGCACCUUCUACUCCGACAAGCAGGAGAACGCUGAUGUUGGGGAUACAUUAGACAAGGCAGAGGACCAGGCCAGCAACAAACAGAGUAAAUUUGCUGAAGCGAUGACCAUAAUGAAUCCAUUUAAAUAUGCACACAAAGACAAGCGAAGUGAUUCCAGUGACGAGGACGCACCCACUGACAAGUCAUCCAGCCACAAACAGGCCAAUAAGGACAUGCUGUCUGGAAAGAAACCUGACAAAGAAGCUCCAAAAAUUCCUUCCCAAAAGCCCCUGAUGAAGGAGUUGAGGAACAGAGCUGCCAACACGUGUGUGCAGGAGAACCAGCAGCAGAGCCAAUCAGACGAAGAGACCCUGAAGGACAAAGCAACACGCCAACAGGGGGACGAGGUGACACCAGCGGAGAGCAAACCGAACAAGAAAAAAACAAAGCACCUCUACCCGUUAUUGCAGCAAGCUGCUGCCCAGCCUCCAUCAGACGACGAAGGACUGAAAGACGAAAAAGAGAAAGGCGACGAGUCCAGACAGGAGCUUGAGAAGGAUGGCACUAACAAACCAGAAGAGGUCAAAGUCAAGAAGCCCAAGCGACACAAUCCCUUCAUGCCUCGCGUCAAGACCAAAGUGACCCAGAGAAAAACACAAGAUGAAGAGAACGAAGGUGCAAACUUACCUCUGUUUGAUCGACUGGACGAGUUCCGUGUCGACACACUGCAGCCUGAGGACAUACAGGAUAUGGAAGGUCUCAUGGAAUGGUGGAACACUGUGGAGUCUUGGGAGGACACGCCUCAGGAUGAAGACAUGACAGAGAAAGAAGAGGCUAAAGCGUUUGCUGUGACGGCGGAGAAGGUGCAGAAGGGCAUCCGCGUUUUCAACAAGCUCUUCUCGGAGCGCGCGGAGAGCCUUUGGCAGCACGUCAUGGACCUGCGCGCCAUCGCCGACACCCUGGAUAAGUUCAGCAAGAACACCAAGAUCGCUCAAAUUACUGGCGGCUCCACCAGCGCCAUCGGAGGGGUGGCCACCAUCACCGGCUUGGCUUUGGCGCCCGUCACCUUUGGGACCUCCCUGAUCGUGACAGCGGUGGGCCUGGGCGUGGCCGCGGCAGGCGGGCUCACCUCGGCGGGGGCCGGCAUCUCCAACCAGGUGAACAACUCCAUGGACCGUAAGAAGGUUGAGAAGAUAGUGAAGGACUAUGAGGAAAAGAUGGUGGACCUCAACAAGUGCCUAAUGUUCAUCAAGCAGGGGAUUGAGAAUCUGCGGCGUUUCGACCUCAUCAAGAUGAAGAACAACGCCUACAACCGCGACUUCCCCGCGCUCACCUCCAGCUUUUACGAGGACGGCGCCAUGGCAGGCAAGGCCAUCCUCAUCAACGCCAACGAAAUCAUGCGCGUGGUGCAGAUCGCCAACGUGGCCGGCAGCACGGCGGCCAGGGCGGUCCAGAUCGCCAGCAUGGCCACGGGGGUCCUGACAGGACUCUUCGUGGCCAUGGACAUCUACUUCGUGGCCAAGGACUCCAAAGAACUAAAGAAGGGCGCCAAGUCCGAGUUUGCCAGCAAGAUCAGGGAUGUGGCAGAGCAGCUCAGCAAUGGCCUGGUGGAGCUCAACACCAUACGGGAUGAGCUAAAGGGCACCACACCACAGGACAACCAAGAGGACAACACCGCCUUGGACAAGAAGAAGUACGACUAUGACGAUUCGGAAGAAGACGAAAUUGACCGCAUCAAAAAAGCCUACAAGAAGGAUCUCGACAACAGAGAAUACGUGUGAGAGAACACCUUCAACCUUGGUCUCAUUAGAUGGUGCUUGUUGCCGAGGAUGGCCGCCUUACAACACAAUACCUUCAAGUACAAAUAUAUCUUGCUACUUCCUCUCAUACCAGCAAGAACCAGACUCGUUUUGGAGGAUAAUAACAUGAAUCUUCCCAGAAUUCCUCAUCUUCUACAGCAACAUUUUUUUGUCAUCUAAGCUUGUCGAACAAGAGGAGCCGCAGAUUCAGGAUCACUCGCCCAACGUUUCCGGGAGGAAUGGAGAAAUGUGGCCUUUAUGAAUUGAAACUAAUCUACAAAACGCAUAUAAAAGUAUGUUUGCUGAUUGAAUGUGAGAGCAAAGUUACAUUCAUUUUAUGAUGAUAUAUUUGACACUUUAUGCCUUUUAAUAUUGUCUAGUGGCAUAAUCACUUGCAGGAAUUAGUAUCAACCCUAUUUGAUUCCACAUUUAUGCUAAUUACUGUUUUAAAAACACUUUUAAGUGCAUUUUUGUUUCCGUAAAACUGGAGGAUUUAAAAACCAAUCAAGCUAGCGUUAGUGCUGACAUACGGAAACACUCGCUGGAUGUAAAUAGAUUUAGUAUUUCUUUGUAGAAAACAAUAUUUUUUGGUAUUAAUAUUCUUUUUGGUUUCAUGUUGACAUAGCAAGAAUGCCUUGACAUUGUUUGCACUGGAUAAUAUAUAUCCUCUAUGCAGGAUUUAUUUAAUGAACUUUCUAUUUAUUUUGUUGUCUUCUGGGCGGAGUUAAUACAUUAUUUUGCAAUAAACGUGUAAUAUAUUUUAAAGAUGACAAUAAAGGCCAUAUAACUUUUUA